Apis dorsata (giant honeybee) is the source of this 1040-nucleotide messenger RNA. RefSeq lists its product as uncharacterized. Bases 412 to 975 code for a protein of 187 amino acids. The transcript is spliced from 3 exons. The record is from RefSeq and is a predicted model, not a curated record. Lineage: Eukaryota; Metazoa; Arthropoda; Insecta; Hymenoptera; Apidae.
AAAUCAGAUUAAGCUUGAUCUAUUAUUAUACAUUUUCAAUUAUACGAAUACAAUUUUGUUAAUAAUAUAAUAAAAAAUAUAAAAUAUACUUAAUAUAAUUUAAUUAUUCUUAUUACAUACAAUACCAAAAGUUAUCUUUAACAUACAUAUAUAAACUACUAAGAUUAAUAUCGAGUUUAUUUUCUCUUAGGUAUUAGAAUAUUUAUUCUAUUUAUUUUUUUUUUCUACAUAAUAUUAAAAUUUAUCAAAUAUAAAGUUUCAAAUGUAAUUUGAGAGAAAAUUUAAAAAGAGAAAGUAAUAUUGAAGUAUAAAACGCAAGGGAUUUAAUUGUACCAUAGGUAGGUUAGUUCGUUCUAGUUUGUCCCCAACUGAUCCAAUUUCAAUCUUGUGUUUGGUUAUUAUUAAUGAAACAUGGCUACAGUUUUCGAAAGUUCAUUCUUAUCAAAUAGAGUACAUCGUAUCGAGGAACGAUAUGAAGAAUCGACAAACACAUUUGGCAAAUGUGACUGCACUAGCUAUAGCUAUCUUGCCUUGAGCGUCAUUCUAUUCAUGAUUGGAACCGCUAUUACUAUUUUUUCUUUGGACGAUAUCGUAGGUGAACACAUAUUUUUUAAACUUGGUCACAUGUGGCUUAUUGGUCCAAUAUUUAUUUGUUCUGGACUAAUGGUGGCUGUCAAAUGUAUGCUUUAUCUUCGACGAAAAUCUGUUAUACAAAUGAUCUUUCAUCAACGACAAUUGUUCAGACAUUUACAGGAAUUAAGUGGUACUCGUGGUAUUGAACGUAUUGAUAUACAAACUCCAGGUCCACCUUCUUAUGAAGCAAUUGCUCAGGAAAACUGUAAUGAAUUACCUCCGCCUUCUUAUACAGAAGCGGUAGCGCUUAUACGCAAAAUUGGAAGCAAUACCAAAUCAAAUAGUGCAACUGUUUCUUGUGAUAGCAUCGCUAUUGAUCAAAACGUCAGGUGUAAACCUUGAAACAGUAUUUUUUUUCGAUCGGAAGAUUGAUCACAAUAAAAGCAGUAAAUUAUCUUAUUAAAUUA